AUGAUUGGCGUUGGACUCAACAACAAAGUGCACGCAGAGGAAGCCGGGCUGCCGAUUCCAUCGUACCCGGUCGUCUUCACCAAGUAUGCCGACACCUUGGCCGGGCUUUACCAAGACAUUGCUGUCGACGCCGUUACCAAAGAACUCGACUACGAAGGAGAGCUGACGGUGGUCAUUGGGAAAGACGUGAACAACCCGGAGCCCGAGGACGAUCCUCUGGACUACGUCCACGGGUUCACCUGGAGUCGACUCCCCCAGACCCCCGGCCUCUCAGUUCAUACCCCCCAAGAGAAUUUCGAAAAUGGCAUCAUCUCCAAGAUAGGCACCGACCUGGUGGACGCCGCCGGGCUGCUGGUGUACUGCAAGCCAGGCCAUACACCGCUCCCGGGUCUGAUCGAUGCGCACUGUCACCCGUAUCGCGAGCCACGCCUGGGCGAACAGUCGUUUCGCUUCGGUAUCACGACACUCAUGGGCAUGCACAACACCCAUGCCAACACGCAGUUACAGAAGAAGUGGGCCGAAGAGCGGAAAGAUUACCCAAAUGUCGAGGAGAAUUUCCCUAACAAUACCGUCAACUCUCACGGCGUGAUGGCCAUCAGCGACGGCGCGGACUAUGUCAAACUCAUAUACGAGGGUGGCCGAGCCAUUGGACAGAGCGGUAUCGUGCAAUCGAAGGAAGCGGAGCAGGCUGCAGUGGUCAAGGCUGCACACGGAAAAGGAUUCAAUGUCGUCGUCGCCCAUGCGCUGUCCCGACAAGACACCACCGAAUCCCUCGAGGAGGCAGAGGCUCGUGAGGGAACCGUGAAGAGGAUUGGGAAUAUUCGGGGUCUGCGACUUAUCAUGGCCGACGAAUUGGCGGAGCGGCUCAAGAGCCACGCACGGUCCUUUGACAGUCUACUGUCCCUUAUUCCUGCAAAACUUUACUAUGGAGAGGAUGUCAGCGAUCAAUGGAAAAGAAAAAAGCAGACUCCGGAGCAGAAGCGGGCCGCAAAAAUGGCCAAACUCGACCCGGAUAAUUGGAAAAGCGCAAAGGACAUAGUCGAUGAGAGGGCAGCAGCCGCAGCUAUGAAGCGGAAACGAGACGAUGAAGAGGACGAGCCUGACGAAAACUCAAACCUGGUCGACGGUGGCCAGGUGGAGCCGCCAAAGGCUGUUCAAGACGCACAAGCGCCAAAACCGAAAAAACAAAAGACCGAUGGUAAAGAUGUAGAAGGAACCACCAAACCCGAAGGUGUCGACGAGUCACAAGAAGACAAACGACGCAGGAAAGCGGAGGAAAGGGCCGCGAAAAGACAAAGGAAAAAAGAGAAAAAGGACAAGGCUAGGCAGAAGCUGGAACGACAAAAGGCCAAGAAGAAGGAAGCGCAACAACCUCAUGACCCUCAGAAGGAAGCCCUCAGGAAAGAAGUGAAGAAGGAAUUAAAUCUCCAGAUCCCGGUUGAUCUUCAAGUGAGCACUGAGCGAAAGAGCUCUCCUGAUGCAGAGUCACCAUCCACGGCGUCUUCCGAGGAGGAGCCAGAGGAGGUCUUCUCCCCACAGCAUGAGUCCGGCACGUCGUCAACGUCGUCCAUCCAACCCGCAUCCAUUGACGAGACUGUCAAACAUGUACAUUCGAGUUCCCUACCACCAGCAAGUGUGCAGGCGAUCAACAACCACGGCGAUGACACAACAACCAAAACACCCCGAGAACGGCUACAAGAAGCACUCUCUCAAUUUCGCGCAGAGCGUAAGGCCGACGGUGGCGAUGGUCGCCCACCAAAGAACCGACAAGAGCUGUUGGAACAACGACGUCGGAAAGAAGAGGCCAAGAAGGCAGCUAAGAAAGAACAAAAACGUCGAGAAAAGGAGGAAGAAGCUCGCCGUCAAGAUGAGGAGAUUGCAAGGCACUUCUCGCCGGGUGGUUCGGGCUCCCUGCUUGCGUCACCUCGGUCUCCCAUGAUCGGGGACAAUGGUGGCUCCUCUCCAAACUCGAAUUCCGCCAACAACUUUACGUUUGGCCGCAUCACUUUCGAGGAUGGCACCCAUUUGGAGCCCUCUUCAACAGCUGUUGUGGAGGAACACAAAAAGAAAGGCGUCCGUGACACUGCCACGGAGCUGAAACUCGCCGAAGCGAAAAAGGCUCGACUGGCGGGUCUGGAUGAGCAGAAACGACUUGAAAUUGAGCAAAAAGAUAUGUGGUUGAAUGCUAAACGGCGUGCCCACGGCGAACACGUGCGGGACAAUACGUCUCUGCUCAAGAAAGCACUGAAAAGGCAACAGGGCCAGAAGAAGAAGAGUGAGAGGGAGUGGAAUGAUCGGUUGGAAGGAGUGAAAAAGGCACAAGACGCGAAGCAGAAGAAGAGGGUCGAGAACUUGGCCAAGAGGAAGGAUGAAAAGGGUCAGAAGAAAACCAAAGUCAGGAGGCCAGGCUUCGAGGGAAGUUUCAAGGGAAGGACAGGCGGUAAGAGAAAAUCGUGA
Molecule: messenger RNA, 2457 nt
Organism: Fonsecaea pedrosoi CBS 271.37
Lineage: Eukaryota; Fungi; Ascomycota; Eurotiomycetes; Chaetothyriales; Herpotrichiellaceae
Exons: 9
Coding region: 1-2457 (818 amino acids)
Biological process (GO): ribosomal small subunit biogenesis; ribosomal large subunit biogenesis
Cellular component (GO): nucleolus
Molecular function (GO): DNA binding; hydrolase activity, acting on carbon-nitrogen (but not peptide) bonds; RNA binding
Source: RefSeq, a predicted model, not a curated record